AUCAAAAUAGUUAUUCACAUCUAUACAGAAUGAUAUUUUGUUACGUUGGUCUAAUAGCAGUCAUACUGACUACAUUGGCACAAGCGGUAACUGAGUCAGAUAUAAAAAGAAAAUAUCGAUAUGAUUGCGCUAUAUAUGAAGUGAAUAUGAAACAAAAUCCGGACAGAGAAUAUAGAUAUGAAUUAGAGUUAUUGGGUUCAAAGUCCCUGAAGGCAGUGGAAACUUCAAAUAAAGUGGAAUUGUGUGAUAUACCAAUGUGUAAAAAUAUAGUUCUAAAAUUUGAUAUCUAUGAGAAGAAAAAGGAUGACAACGAAUACAAAAACAUCUUCUCAAAGCAAUAUGAAAAGUCAUUAGAAGCACCUAAAAUCAGUGAGUUGAAAGCACGUUACGAAAAAACCGAAACUAUCAUUAACUGGCAACUUCAAGAUUACGAAAAUUGCAAGGACAAAGAACUGCAAUUCUUCCUAUUUGGCGAUAAAACGGUUAUGCAGAUGGCUAAAGGACAAGAAAUCAGGAUUCCAUUUUUAACAAAAGGUAAUACCUACACUGUAUACGCAUUUCCAAAACAUAUGGACACUGAGACCAUUGUAUACACAAACAUUGGAUUUGAUAUCAGAGUUCCUUAAAUAUAUGCCUCAAUAAUGGUGAUGAUGAUGAUAUGGAGCUGGUCGUUUGGACAAUCGACAGUUUAUCAUUAUCAAAACUCUCAACAUUGUUUAAUUAAUUUUUGUGUAUGUGCAAAACAUGUUGUCAUUCUCUUAUUAUUUUAAUUAUCUGCAAUAUUUGUUUGCCUUCAACCAAAUUAUAUCAAUAAAUUGCUAAUCUGACA
Messenger RNA from Schistosoma rodhaini, 829 nucleotides. The record is from the annotation of a GenBank genome assembly. NCBI's taxonomy places the organism in Eukaryota, Metazoa, Platyhelminthes, Trematoda, Strigeidida, Schistosomatidae.